AUGCGCAAGUCCUCGUGGGCCGAGGCCGUGUUUGAAGCGACCUUCACUCGUUCUCUGACACACAAAGCAAAGUCAAUCGACGAUUUGAUUAGGCAAUACCUAGUUCCCGAGAUACGCGUCGAAAUAAUACAGUUCUACGGUUCGUUGGAAAGUAUCGAAGCACGAUACCCCGGGCUGGACUAUUCUUAUCCACCACAUCGUAUGCGACUGAGCCGGUUUCAAUGGCAUCGCAGGUUAUUCCAAGUAUUUGAUCGAUUCAACCUGAGUGAGUUGGAGAUCAACAAGCUAUGCCAGUGGGAGGGUACCAAGUACGCGCGACAACUGUACGAGGCAGAGGAAGGCAUUAGAGUGCGGGACACCACUGCCCAGUCCAUCCGACCAGCAUCACCGCCGCCUUCUCCGUCUAUCGAGAUUCACCAUGUCAGCAAUGUUGAACGGAUGUUAGAUCACAAUUUAAUGUCUCAGGCCGACGAGCCCAUCCAUCUACACACUCAGCGUGCUUCACGCGCUGAUCGCUGGGAGGCUAAAAGAAAAUUCAGCAACAAACGCAAUAGGAGACGGCAGACCACACUGAACGACCGGCUGCUCGCAAUAGCAGUACGGAACCAGGGCCCUGACUUGCAAAGCGAAAGCUGUGGUAUGGCGACUGCUUCGGCGUUUCGGGCUGUGUGGUAG
Penicillium canescens is the source of this 675-nucleotide messenger RNA. RefSeq lists its product as uncharacterized. Bases 1 to 675 code for a protein of 224 amino acids. NCBI's taxonomy places the organism in Eukaryota, Fungi, Ascomycota, Eurotiomycetes, Eurotiales, Aspergillaceae. The transcript has a single exon. The record is from RefSeq and is a predicted model, not a curated record.